Quercus robur (English oak) is the source of this 1505-nucleotide messenger RNA. RefSeq names its product probable prolyl 4-hydroxylase 9. The record is from RefSeq and is a predicted model, not a curated record. Gene Ontology annotation, biological process: peptidyl-proline hydroxylation to 4-hydroxy-L-proline. The transcript is spliced from 8 exons. Gene Ontology annotation, molecular function: L-ascorbic acid binding; iron ion binding; procollagen-proline 4-dioxygenase activity. Gene Ontology annotation, cellular component: endoplasmic reticulum. NCBI's taxonomy places the organism in Eukaryota, Viridiplantae, Streptophyta, Magnoliopsida, Fagales, Fagaceae. The coding region runs from base 321 to 1193 and encodes 290 amino acids.
CUCUCACUCAAUUCACAAAUUCCACAGAGAGAGUCACACUCACAAUUCACAAAUCAAAAGUCACGUCAAACCAAAGAAAAAACUCCCGCCAACAACGCGUCACGCCACCACUUCUACCGGCAAACACAGCCAGCAAACACUGACACACACCCAGAAUAAAAUAAAAAACAUAACCAUCCAUCAAAAACAAAUCACUAAUAAUUACGAAUAUAAAUAAACACCAAAACACCUUCAUUAAAAACCAACAAGUUCAUACAUAAAUAUUUAAGAUUAAGAUUAAGAUUAAGAAACUCUCUUCAGUUCUAGAGAGAGAGAUAGAAAUGAAAGUGAAAUCGAAGAGAUCGAAAACCAAUUUAGGUUUACCAAUCGUUGUUCUCUUAUGUUUACUCUUUCUUCUCGCUGGUUUCUUCGGUUCCAUGAUUCUCUCUCAGGAUGUGCCUAGGGCUACGGUUAUACCGAGGUUGAGGACGCUUGAAUUUGUCGAGGAAGUCAACGAGGAUGGUUCGAUGCCGCAUGGCCGAACUGGAGUAGCUUCUGUUGAAUCAAUUCCUUUUCAGAUUUUGAGCUGGAAACCACGAGCUUUAUAUUUCCCAAAUUUUGCAACAGCAGAACAAUGCGAAACCAUAAUUAAAAUCGCAAAGGCAAACCUUAAACCCUCACUAUUGGCUUUGCGAAAGGGGGAGACUGCUGAGAGCACUAAGGGUACGAGGACAAGCUCAGGCACAUUUAUUAGCUCAUCAGAAGACAAAACUGGAGUCCUGGCUCUUAUUGAGGAAAAAAUUUCUCGGGCUACAAUGAUUCCAAGAAACCAUGGAGAGUCAUUCAAUGUGUUGCGGUAUGAACUUGGGCAGAAGUAUGAUUCCCAUUAUGAUGCAUUCAACCCUUCUGAAUAUGGCCCACAACAGAGCCAAAGGGUCGCUUCCUUCUUGUUGUAUUUAUCAAAUGUAGAAGAAGGUGGAGAAACCAUGUUUCCGUUUGAGAAUAACUCAAAUAAGGGGACGGGCUAUGAUUACAAAAAGUGUAUAGGUUUGAAAGUGAAGCCACGGCAAGGGGAUGGACUUCUAUUUUAUUCAGUGUUUCCAAAUGGCACAAUUGAUGGGACAUCUCUUCAUGGAAGCUGUCCAGUGAUCAAAGGGGAGAAAUGGGUGGCCACAAAGUGGAUCAGAGAUCAAGAACAAGAUGAUGACUUUUAAUCAUCAAGAGGACUAAAUAUACAUCUUUUGAGAACUUUUUUUUUUCUUGUCAAGGGUAACAAUACCCAUUGCUUAUUGAUGUACAGUUAAUACAACUGUCAAAAUGAGGACAAAAUGCCUGAGAGAAAGAAGAACACAAUGUAUGGAAUGCCUCAUCGUAUUUUCUUGGCAUUCUACAUUUGUACGUGGUUAGGUUCUUUAAUCACCGGCGUUGGCAGGGAUAUUGGUCUCAAUGUAUUACCAUGAUUUUUUUUUUCUUCUUGGGAGGCCAUAGCCAUGUGACUAUGGAAUAAACAUAUCUUUUCAUUUAUA